GCGCGGCCUCCCUCACCGGCGAGGCUCCCCUUCUUCUCGCCCCUGGCGCUUCUCUCGCCGGGUCCCCGUCCGGAGGAGGAGGAGAAGGGAGAAGGGCACGGCUGCCUCCUUCGCCGCCGCCCCCUCGGGCGAAGAAGGCUCCCUUCGCGAGCCCGAGGCGCGGGCACCGUCCACCUGCCGGAACGAGGGGAGAGGGGAGGGUCCCCAGGGGAAGGGGCGCAGCCAGGAAUUUUGUUAGGGAGGCAGAACCUCAGAUUGGUAUUGAUUUGUAUUGAUUUAUUGGGGCAGCUCUCCCCCCCCCCGCAUGCCGAGGGGUCCUCAGUCUUUGCAUUCCAGUCCUGCUCUCGCCCCAGGAAGCAGCCUUGCCGCGCGCGCAGGACGCGCGCCAAUUCCCCGCGUUUAGCCUCUGAUAGUUGAUGCUAUAGGUUUAAAUCGUACUGUACUGCGAAAUAAAUAUCACUUGGCACUGUUAAAUAUUUGGUUUCUUUUCGAAAAUUAGUAACCCUCCUUAUAAUGUGACUUUUAACAAAAAACACAUAAAACAUAAUUGCAGCUGCAACCAAACAAUGUAUCAGUGUUAAAAAUGCAGCCAUAAAAGCUAGGGUUGCCAUAUUUCAAAAAGUGAAAAUCCAGGCGAUAAAGUUGUUGAGCUUCCCCACCACCCUGACAUUUUUACCCAUUUUCAGAAAUUCCGCAGAAAACCAAACCAUUAAGCAGUACCACCAGAUGAUAUGAGCACUUCAGGGCAGCGGCUGCUACAAGUGUGAGACCACAGCGGACCAUGGACGGGGAUGUGGUGAGAAAUGUCUUGAACAAUAUGCAUUUUUGCAGCUUCAUUUGUACAUAUGGGAAAAGUGAUAAUAAGGAGUAUGCUUCAUAUCCUUCGUAUUUUUUAAUUUCUGUCUCAUGUGCAUCCUGUCAAUCUGCUUUUUGAUAGAACACACUCAUUUAUCAGUUUUCUGCAGCUGAUAACCUUGCCCAAGGAAGUCUGUUCUGUGUAUAUUCUGUGUAUAUUCCUGCGUAUAAGACUACUUUUUAACCCAGGAAAAUCUUCUCAAAAGUCGGGGGUCGUCUUAUACGCCGGGUCGUAUUUCUUAUACGGCGAGUAUAUCCCAAACUCUAUAUUUUAACUGGAAAAGUUGGGGGUCGUCUUAUACGCCCAGUCGUCUUAUAUGCCGGAAUAUACAGUACAGUAUUUAAACCUUUACAGCUAGAUUGUGCUUCUCUUACUACAAUGCCUCCUCUCAGAGGAGAGUGUGGUUUCAGUCCUCACUAGAGCACAGGGGCCUCUGAGAAGACAGAGUGUGGCCGUUCCACCUCUGUGGGCACUCAAAUGUUUUACCCUAAAGCAGUGAUGAUGGGAGUUGUAGUCCCAAAACAGCUGGAGGGCCAAGUUUGGCCAUCACUGCCCUAAAGAAUACAGCUUGCAUACUUUUAAACCCUAUUAGAAUACAGAUGAGAGCUCGCUGUUCUUCCUGCGGCAGUUAAAAGUCAUCUGUAUUCAACAUCAGACCUUAUUUGAUUGCUAAAGGCUAUGACAAAUACUUCCAACUAAAGCAUCUUCUUCGAAGAGCACCUGAUUAAUGACACAUCAGGGUGCUGCAUUGAAAAUCAAUGGCAUUGUGUUCCAGCCCAACAUUGGGAAUUGGAGCUGUAGGUUAGUUUCAUUGAUAUUAUUGAUACUGUGGUACCAAAUAUAUUAAAUUUUAAUGUCUGUGUGUUUAUUUGGAUUUUUUGUGGUUUACUGUAUUAAAUAAUACUCGAAGUAAUAAAACAAAUAAAACUUCAUUAGCUGCAGUAAUACAGUGGUUGGUACCUCUACUUACGAAUUUAAUGCGUUCUGAACACACAUUUGUAAGUCAAAAAAAAUUGUAAGUCGAAUCCCAUAGGAAUGCAUUGGGAGAAAAAAUUCGUAAGUCGAAGCAACCCUAUCUAAAAAUUUGUAAGUAGAAAAAAUCCUAUCUAAACCGCAUCCAAGAUGGCGGACGGAGCUCCAUUUGUAAGUAGAAAAAUUCGUAAGUAGAGUUAUUACUGUAUUUCUAUUAAGGGAGAAUGAGUCAGCAAGUUAUCCAAUUCCUCCCCUUCCCCCACCACCCCACACCCUUUGUAUUUCAGAGUGGGAUUGCUGAGACAAUGUCACUGGGGGAAAGCCAAGAAAGCAGGAGGCCUCUCAAGGAGUCACUGGGAACUGAAGAGGGCUCUACUCGUGUGAUCACCAUUGUUUUUAUUGCACUCAUCAUAGACUUGUUGGGUUUCACCCUCAUCCUGCCUCUCCUUCCUUCAAUUCUUGACCAUUACAGCAAUAAUAAUGAUAGUUUCUACAUGACGUUGCAGCAUGGGGUGGACUGGUUCAGUGAAGUGGUUCAAGUGCCUUCUGAAAGGAAAUACAACAGUGUCUUAUUUGGAGGUCUGAUUGGCUCCAUAUUUUCCCUCCUUCAGUUCUCCUCUCCACUUACUGGUGCUACAUCUGAUUACUUUGGGAGACGGCCGAUCAUGUUGUUGACUUUGAUUGGUAUGAUAGCAUCAUAUUCCUUGUGGGCCAUUUCCAGGAGCUUUGAGCUAUUCAUUUUCUCCAGAAUUCUUGGUGGAAUAAGCAAAGGGAAUGUCAGCCUCUCCACUGCAAUAAUUGCUGACUUGCAAAGUCCAAAAGCUCGAAGCAAAGGCAUGGCCAUGAUUGGUGUUGCUUUCUCCUUGGGGUUUACCUUUGGGCCUAUGCUUGGAGCAUACCUCUCCAUGGAAAAAGAGAAGGGAGAAAUCUUCUAUGUUCGGUCUGCUAUGUUUGCUGUCAUGUUUGCAGUGAUUGACUUGGCUUUCGUCUUCAUGUUGCUGCCAGAGACACUCCCCAAAGAAAAACGGGUGUCCUCCGUUAUGUCCGGUUUCCAGUCAGCAGCUGGCCUGAUUAGUCCUCGGGCUCUGUUCCAGUUCUCUGCAGUCAGCCAAAAGAUGGAAACCUCUUCGAAAGAGAAUCUCAAGAUCCUUGGCCUGGUGUAUUUCCUGUAUCUUUUCCUGUUUUCUGGUCUGGAAUAAACUCUGAGUUUUCUUGUCCAUCAACACUUCCAAUUCAGCAGUCUGGAACAAGGGAAGAUGUUUUUCUUCAUUGGAAUUACGAUGGCUCUAAUCCAAGGAGGUUACACUCGCCAGAUUGAGCCAGGAAACGAAGUGAAGACUGUAAAAAGGGUGGGGCUUGUUUUCCAUUUGAACUUUCCAUUUGAACUUUUUUUGUACUUUCUCUUUCUUUUGCUUCAUGCAUACGUGAAGAAUUUUCAGGAAAUGUGUCUUCUGUCCUUUAUUUCUUUCAUAGGGUUAGCCAGCCAAAAGGGAACCGUAAUGGGAAUCCUAAGGAGUCUGGGGGCCCUUGCAAGAGCUUUUGGACCAAUUGUGUCAGCAACAGUAUACUGGCUGGCAGGAGCUGAAGUUUGUUUCACUGUCUGUGCCUUUUCGUUCCUCCUCCCCUUCGUUCUCCUUGGAUACAUUCAAAAGCAGAGGAAAGAGUAAUAAGCAACUCUGGCUACCAUUUUCCAAGAAACAUUGGAAAUUGGGCCCUUAGGUGGCUGGGCUAAGAAACAUUUUGUGGCACCUCCGGCCUUUGCUUAUGAUGAAGUGCAUAGAUUUCGAGAAGCUGAGCCUCCAUGCUAUUUCUGCUGCACUGUGGCAAAGAGCCCUGGAGAGAAACCUCAGCUACUGCCUUUCAGCGAACGAUACUUGCGCCAUAAAAAACGGUCAGAUACAUUUCCUGUUCUGCAAGAGAGUGCACAGUGGUGGAAAAGGGUUGUUUGCUUUGGCAGAAAGUGUUUAAAGAAGGAAAUGAAACAAUUACUGGUAUACAGACUUGCACUAGACAUGCUGAAUAAUUUUUGUUGAAUAUGUUUUGUCUGUACCUAUACGUGCACACACACACACAUGCAAAUGUAUACUAUCCUUGAAAUACAUUUUCUAAAUAAUAUACCGUUGAUUUGUCUGCCAGAUUUGAAGCACACACAGGUCCUGCUAUGGGAACGCUCAUUAUCUGCAAAUUCAAUUAUCCAGACACAAAGAAUUAUGCCCAAACCUCGCUACAAAAACAGCGGAUUCAGAUAUCCAAACAGCCAGAGUUUGCCCACUUCCUUACUUGUGUUUUGCUGGUUGACUGCAGCCAUUUCUGGAAAAAGCCUGGGGUGGGGGGUGGGGGCAGAGCAGAGACCGGACAAAUCACAGAUUAGAAAUGUUCCCAUAGGAAAUAAUGGAAAUCAUCAGCUUGUUAUGCAAAUACUUGCAGAUGAUUUCCUGGUAAUGCACUGUGUUUGGAAAGCAGGACCUGCAUGUACAACAUUUCAUUGAUACUUAGCUAUUGAGCUCAAGUAGAUAUGUAUGUUUUGUAUAUUGAUGCCAAAACUUGAGUCUUAACAGGUUGCCAAGGGCAAUAGUUGUUUCUUUAAACCAAAGACUUACUGGUACGUUGCAAGCUGGAAAAGUGUGUCCAGGUAUAUCCUAUCUAUGGGAGGCAGUAAGUUGAAACACAUCAUGCUCGGACCUUCAUGUGCAAAAGAUUGUAGUUAAGGUAAUAUGUAGCUAAGGUAACCACGGUUUUUUUGCAUAAUUAUGAUUCUGGCUCUGUUUACAUAAAUAUUUUAUAUUCUUUACAUAAAUAUUUCAAUUAAUCCUGUCUUUGUGCCUUAUCCAGCAAGCUGGAUCCCAGCUGGUUUAUUCUCCUGAAUUCUGCAUAGCAUCCCAGGGUUGUACCUGUUAGAAGAGGCAAAUUUUAUUGUUGUUUUUUCCUUUUUCUCCUGCUACACAAGCAGCCAGCAUACCAGCUGCCUCUGAAUGUAAUUGAAAAAAGAGAGCAACAGGAAAAUUAAUAAAGCCAGGAAUGCAGGAAGAGAAAAAAGCAGAGAGGGAAAGAAGAGAGGAAAGUUGGGGAAAUGAGAGAGCAAGAAAGAGAGGCAGCAAGAAGAACAAGAGAUUCUUUCGAGAGCAGGGGGUAGUAAAAGGAUGCUUCUCCCCCAAUUUAUUUCCCUACCUUAAUCCGUAGUUGACUACUACGACCUCUGCCAAAAGCAUAAUAGAGGGGCUGGCCCCUCUACUUAAAUUAGAACUGUGCUAUGUGACAAAAUGGUUAUUUGUCUCUGUAAAAUAGGCUAAAGGGUCUGUUUAUAUUUACUGCUCUGGUGUACAUGAGGGGUUGUUUGUCAUUGCAGCCUCUAAUAGGAGUCUCAUGUAACAAAGGUCACCUAAUUAAGACCUGCAGAGCCCAUUCUCAGCCAGGUCUGUUCUGUGUCCUCCCACUACAUAGCAGAUAUCUAUAUUGUGUUUUGAAGACAUUACUUUUUCAAUAAACAUUUUAAAAUGGAAA
Messenger RNA from Zootoca vivipara (common lizard), 5329 nucleotides. The record is from RefSeq and is a predicted model, not a curated record. Lineage: Eukaryota; Metazoa; Chordata; Lepidosauria; Squamata; Lacertidae.